Messenger RNA from Anisakis simplex (herring worm), 342 nucleotides. The record is from the annotation of a GenBank genome assembly. NCBI's taxonomy places the organism in Eukaryota, Metazoa, Nematoda, Chromadorea, Rhabditida, Anisakidae.
AUGCUGAAAAGAUGUCCGUUCUGCGGUACAUUUUGUGAGCGAAGUGAUGGAUGUAAUCAUAUGACGUGUGUUUGUGGAGAAUCGUUUUGUUAUGUGUGCGGAGAGAAAUGGGAUGGUGUGGUGGAUCAUUAUGAAUGUGUCGUUGACGUUUCUGUGCGCGUAUAUUUGUUCGACGUGAGUGACGCGGAUGCUGGAGGCAUCUCAGUGAAUACACUCCAGGAAUGUCUUGAUUAUCGUCGCCGCAGAAGUGCGCAAAAUCUUUGGGAUAGUAUGAAGAAAUUUGUUCGUGUUCUGAAUGGCGAUGCCAAGGCAGCUCAUCGUGCCGUUUCACUUUACGCUACU